AUGCCUGUUCCUUUCGAAGGGUUGUUGCCCUAUGCGAUCAUGACCGCGUUUUACGGUCUCGCCGGCCAUGGUGUUGGUGCUAUCAGAUACUGGGACAACGGUUACAAGAACGACCGUUGGGACUUGGACGAAUGGGACGAGCUGAUGAUGGCUCGUGAUUUCCGUCUCACCGGUGUCCGCCGAGGCCAGUCCCAGGAAGCGGUGGCCCCCGACUCGUUCAAGACGUCGCAAAUCACCGAACAAGAGUACUACACUCCCUACAGAGACCAAUUCUUCUGUUUCAGAGAACGUCUCUACCGCGGGUACACUACGGGGAACUGGGAUUUCUCGUGA
This is a messenger RNA of Diutina rugosa, 333 nucleotides long. RefSeq lists its product as uncharacterized. Bases 1 to 333 code for a protein of 110 amino acids. NCBI's taxonomy places the organism in Eukaryota, Fungi, Ascomycota, Pichiomycetes, Serinales, Debaryomycetaceae. The transcript has a single exon. The record is from RefSeq and is a predicted model, not a curated record.